This is a messenger RNA of Gadus chalcogrammus (walleye pollock), 3043 nucleotides long. Its product is annotated as carbohydrate-responsive element-binding protein. Gene Ontology annotation, cellular component: nucleus. Gene Ontology annotation, molecular function: DNA-binding transcription factor activity, RNA polymerase II-specific; RNA polymerase II cis-regulatory region sequence-specific DNA binding; protein dimerization activity. Gene Ontology annotation, biological process: regulation of transcription by RNA polymerase II. The transcript has 18 exons. Bases 105 to 2993 code for a protein of 962 amino acids. Lineage: Eukaryota; Metazoa; Chordata; Actinopteri; Gadiformes; Gadidae. The record is from RefSeq and is a predicted model, not a curated record.
GGUGACUGAGGGCAGAGAGUUAGGUCCUCCCAUACCCAUGGAGCCGGGGGGACGAGUAGAUAAAGGAGAAAGUUCACUCACUCAACUUGUAGAUCGAUAGGAAAAUGGCAAUGGCCAGAAGAACCUCUCCAGACCGGUCUGGACCGACCAACCAGAACCAGCUUCCCGAUUCCGAAUCUGAUUCGGAUACGGAGGGAGACGAGCAAGACCCAGAGGUCGGUCCCACUGGGCCGUGGAGUGUCAGGUCCUUGAUACGCACCCAGGUCAUCCACAGCGGACACUUCAUGGUGUCGUCGCCCCACAGCGAUUCCACCCCACGCCGACGGAAAAGCGGUCCUUGGUAUGACUUUGACACCGUGAACAGGACAUGGUGCCAGACUUACACGUUCGGCCCGCUUAGUGCUGGUAGUCUGAGCAUUGACCCCACGCUCAACCGCUUGUUUGAGUGUAUGUCACUGGCAUACAGCGGUAAGAUUGCGUCGCCAAAGUGGAAGAAUUUUAAAGGUUUGCGCUUGCUGUGGAGGGACAAGAUCCGUCUGAACAAUGCCAUCUGGAGGGCCUGGUACAUUCAAUACCUGGAGAAGAGGAGGACCGCGGUGUGUGGUUUCGUGACCCCCCUGGAGGGCUCUGAGGCAGAGGCACAUCGCAAGCCUGAAGCCAUCGUUUUAGAGGGCAGCUACUGGAAACGCAGGAUUGAGGUAGUCAUCAAAGAAUACCACAAGUGGAGGAUUUAUUACAAAAAGAGGCUUCAGAAGAAUAAGGAUGACUUCUUCUCCAUGCUCCAGCAGGAUCAACUCUACCGGUCCGAGCUGGAGAAAUGGUCUAAUCAGAUUUACCAGGAGCCCGAAGCGGCACCAGAGGAGGCCCACAUGUUUGACCUGGACUGCUUCCUGUCCAACACCUCGGAUACCCUGUUCACUAUGACCCAGAAGCCAUGUCCGUGGUCGAGCGACAGACACAACACAUACACCAGCAACGCUGACAUGAUCCAGCCUGCUCUGACUCCACUUCAGCCCAACUUGGACGAUUUUAUGGACAUCCCAGAUAUAUUCAUGAACUACCGGCUUGAUUCCAUCGACCAGUCGGGUUUUACUGACUUUGGGUUUUUCGAUGGCCCCUCCGGCGGAGCGUUUACCCCGGUAUCAACACAGCAGCUUCUGACCGACACCUCCCAACACAAACUGGCUGAGCCUGGGGAGCCAUCGGGCAGCCACCUCUCCCAGGUGGCCUCCUCCAUCCCUAGGCCAGAGCAGGCCAGGUCGGGCGGGGACUGUGACUCCUACCAGUUCCCCGGCCUCAUCCCCUCCUCCUCUCCCUACGGCCAGCAGCAGCAGCAGCAGCUGUACCACAACCCUCCGGUGCCCGUCUCCGUCGCCAACCCCUUCCUGUACCCGCCCCUGCCUCCACUUCCCUGCCACAAGUACGCCUACGUGGACGCCCCGGGCGGCGCGGCCACCUCCACCGUCAUCACCCACACGGCGUCCUCCCUGUCGUCUCCGGGCUCCGACAUGCAGCCUCACAGCGGGUACCUCUACCUCCAGGCCGCCUGCCACUCGGCCGGGACCUACCCCCCCAGUGUGGCGAUGUCGUCCCCGGACCCGGCGCAGCACGGAGCGGAGGUGCUGCCCGCUCCCGCCGGCACGUCCCACUGCUUCCCCGUGGGACCCGUGCCGGGGGCGGGCCUGGGGGCGGGGGGGAAACACAAGCAGAAGACGGCGGAGGCGAGGGGGGAUCGACCGGCCGUCCUGCCGGGACCCCCGGCCCCGGCCCCGGCCCCUGACCCUGCACCGUCCACUUCGGCCACGAGCUGCCUGGCCAAACUGCUGUGCUCCACCUCCCACCACGGCUCCAGAGCGCGGAAGACGAAUAUGGGACUUGACACUACCUGGUCCACAGUCAAGGGCCAGAAGUCAAAUUCGUUGCUAUCAGCUAGUAGCGUGCAUGGAGCAGAGGCAUCGUCCCCGCUGCGCCUUGCGUCUGCGUGGCCUGCAGGGGGCCGUCUGUCGGGGCCAGAGCCCAGCCAGAGCCCUCCCGUCCUGGGUUUGGUCGGACCCCAGGCCAGCACGUCCAGGGGCCCGUUGGGGGGGUCCUCCCGGCCCACCCUCAGCACGGCCACCUCCAGCUCCAACCUCCUGGUGCCCAAGACGGAGAAGCAUUCUCCGUUGCGGGUGUACAGCCCGGACGUGAUCAACCUCACCGGAUGUUUCUCUGGACACGCAGGUCAAAAAUCACCAUUGGGGGCCCUGGAUCACAUUUCCAGGCCAGAAUCAUUACACUUAUUCUCCACACAUGGAAAGAGCGAAACAAAACAAACAGAGACCAGGAGAAUAACCCACAUCUCAGCGGAGCAGAAGAGACGCUUCAACAUCAAAAUGGGAUUUGACACUUUACAUAAUCUGGUCACAACCCUAAACUCCCAACCCAGCAUUAAGAUCAGCAAGGCCACCACCCUGCACAAGACCGCAGAGUACAUCGGCAAGAUGCAGCAGGAGCGAUCCACGCUGCAGGAAGAGACCCAGAGACUCAGGGAGGAGAUCCAGCUCCUCAACUCUGCCAUCAACGUGUGUCAGCAGCAGCUGCCCGCCACAGGAGCGCCCAUCACCAGGCAGCGCUUCGACCACAUGAGGCAGAGGUUCAGGGAGUACGUCCAGACACAGACACUGCAGAACUGGAAGUUCUGGAUCUUCAGUAUCAUCGUGGAGCCCUUGUUUGAGUCCUACAACGCAGUGGUGUCCACUGCCACCAUGGAGGAGCUGUGUCGCACCACCCUCUCCUGGCUGGACCAGCACUGCUCCCUGCCCUCCCUGAGACCAAUGGUCUUGAGCUCUCUGCGUCUCCUCAGCACGUCCACGUCCAUCCUGAGUGACCCGGGACGCCUACCGGAGCAGGCCACCCUAGCGGUCACCCAGGGCCAGGGAGUCUCUUGCACCCCCACCCUGGGUGAUGAUCGCCCCCUCCAGCCCCUCCGACGGGAGAACACACACCAUAUGUGAGAGAGAGAGAGAGAGAGAGAGAGAGAGAGAGAGAGAGAGAGAGAGAGAGA